Messenger RNA from Paramisgurnus dabryanus, 2403 nucleotides. It is a transcript of the gene dolpp1, whose product is annotated as dolichyldiphosphatase 1. NCBI's taxonomy places the organism in Eukaryota, Metazoa, Chordata, Actinopteri, Cypriniformes, Cobitidae. The record is from RefSeq and is a predicted model, not a curated record. Gene Ontology annotation, cellular component: endoplasmic reticulum membrane; intracellular membrane-bounded organelle. Gene Ontology annotation, biological process: lipid biosynthetic process; protein N-linked glycosylation. Gene Ontology annotation, molecular function: dolichyldiphosphatase activity.
CUUGCAGGGGCGUUUCAUUCUGAUUGGUCGACGCCCGAUGCCCGGUGUCCGGGUAAGAUGGCGUCGGAAGAGCAGUGCUCGGCACCACCUCGAUGGCGGUCGAUAUCCUUAACUCACGUAGAGUAUCCGGCUGGUGAUCUAACGGGGCAGGUGUUGGCCUUGAUGAGUCUUUUGCCCAUCGCGAUCCUUGUCGGCUUUGUCACUUUGAUCGUCUUCAAGAGAGAGCUACACACGAUCUCCUUUUUUGGGGGUUUGGUAAUGAACGAAGGGCUAAACUGGGUGCUCAAACACAUUCUACAGGAGCCACGGCCAUGCAGGGGAGGUCACAGUUCACUCACAACAGAGUAUGGGAUGCCUUCCAGCCACUCUCAGUUCAUCUGGUUUUUUGUUGUAUAUUUUUUUCUUUUUCUUUAUUUAAGAAUGCAUCAGACGAACAAUGCUAGGUGUGUUGAAUUGUUAUGGCGGCAUAUACUGUCCAUCAUUCUACUGGGCGUGGCUUUGUUUGUCUCAUACAGCAGAGUCUACCUCCUGUAUCACACAUGGAGUCAGGUGAUUUAUGGAGGUGUGGCUGGGGUGGUGAUGGGAGUCGUGUGGUUUUUUAUCACACAGGAGGUGCUAACACCAGUUUUUCCCAAGAUAGCAGCCUGGCCGAUCUCAGAGUUUUUUCUGGUGAGAGAUACGAGUCUCAUUCCGAACAUUCUGUGGUUUGAAUACACAGUGACCAGAUCAGAAGCAAGAAACAGACAACGAAAGCUGGGAACAAAAGUUCAGUGAUUUUCAGCAAAACCCCAGUGGAAACUGACGGAAAGAACCACAUAUGUACACACAUUUACACACACGUGCACACACACACUCACACACACAUUCAAACACACUGGAGUUUCAUCAUCUGGACUGUUCUGGUUGAUACACAAGCGCAGAACAGUGUACUUGUGGACCAAAGGAGCGAGUUUCACCUGUUCAUUCGCACCCCCUCCCUGCCCUUCCUUUAGACUGCCCCCUGCGUUCCUAAUGCAUGCAGACUGUGCAAGAGACAAAUACUAUUUAAUGAGAAAUGUAAUAUAUAUUUUAAUCAUUAAUGCUCGCAGGAAGAUCUUAACAGUGAUGAGGUGAAUCUGUCAGCAUGGCAUUACUUUUAUUUAUACGACUCAUUGACGGGAAUCUGAACAGGGGAGCAGGAGGGGAAAUGCGGAAACAAAUGCAACACUGAAUGCAGAUGAGGGGUGGCUGACGGACACUUGCUUUUGCUCAUUUGCAUAUCUUAGGAGAAAAAUAUCUCAUGAAAAUAUGCCCGAGUUACAUUUUACCCCGUAUGUGAUCCCUAAACACUUUUUUUACUAAAUUCCCCAAAAUUCUGUGCUUGGUUAUCAUGAAAUAAUCCCACACUGCCAAAAUUGUGAGUUGUCUUUCUUUAGGCAAUAAUAUUUUUUUUCUUACUUUUGGGGUAAAAUAUGGCCUGGACACGUUCUUGAGAUUUGCUCUACAUAAAGUGUAAUGUUAAAGAAAAAACUUGCACUUUGUGAAAUAAAAGACUUGUUUUUAUAAUAUUAACACUAGUUGUUUCAUAAAGGGCGAGCAUUAUUUUGUUCCUGUUUUUCAUCACUGGACUGUUUUGCUUAAAGUUGAUUCAUUGACACACGUGUUGUCUUCGAGUUUUGAUUUGUGCUCCCAAACACUGGAAGCAGAAUCUGUAAAUUAUGUAACGGGAACAAAAUUAGUGCCUGAAUUUGGUCCGAAAGAUGUUGUACUUUUAUUUCAACCCUGUAUGUUUUUAUGAAAUUGCGUUUCUAUUGUACUUGCAUUGUUUUUGUACUACGCUGUUGGUUAAGAUAUAGACACACACACAGGUUUGUUUAGUUUUGUUUUAGAAAGCUUUACGUCAGCUGAUGGCUCCUUCGUUUCGUUUUUUCAAUGUAAUUUAAAAGAUAUGCAGAAUCACUUUAUAAUACUUGUGAUUUACAUUCCUUAUAAAUAGAUACAUAUCAAUUCAGAUCUCCGAGGUUCUGACAGGUGGCAGAAAACGAAGCUCAGCGUUUUAUAUUAACGUUUAUUUUUUACUUUUGUCCGUUUUUGACCCUUUUUGUGCUGUCGUUGAUGUAGACGGUUUAGUCCGACACCUCUGCUUUGUUUUCCCUUUCAACAUUCCACAAUACCACAUUUUAAUAUUUAGGGACAACAAUGUAACUGCUAUUAGAGAACGAGAUUGCAAAUGGACAAGGAUGCCCAAACCUCAGGUGACCUCUAGCAUGUACCGAGGCCUCUGUUUUGUUAGGAUGAAACUGUCCUCGUUGGGGUGUUUAUAUAUUAAGGGAAGGGAGGUUAUUGCAUAACUCUAAGUUGAUCCUGUCUUUUAUCAUGUGUAAUUCAUAUCAGGCUGAAUAAUAAAAUAUGUUUAUGUAUGGA